Messenger RNA from Chaetomium globosum CBS 148.51, 765 nucleotides. RefSeq lists its product as uncharacterized. The coding region runs from base 1 to 765 and encodes 254 amino acids. The transcript has 3 exons. The record is from RefSeq and is a predicted model, not a curated record. Lineage: Eukaryota; Fungi; Ascomycota; Sordariomycetes; Sordariales; Chaetomiaceae.
AUGGACCAGAUACGCACCAUCAUCAUCGGCAUCAGCGGGUGCUCCUCGAGCGGCAAGACCACCCUCGCGAGGCUUCUGCGGGACAUGUUCCCGGACACCUUUAUUCUCCACGAGGACGACUUUUACAAGCCUGAGUCCGAGCUCCCCAUCAACCAAGGCCACGCCGACUGGGACUGCCCCGAGGCCAUUUCCAUCCCCGACCUAGAGGCUGCUCUCGCCCACGUCCGCGCAACGGGCACAUUCCCAGUGAGUAGCCGUGUGCCCAGUGCCAUCUCACCCAACAACACCCUCUCCCGCCGCAGCAACCACGGCUGUGCCCCUCUCACCUCCCCUACCCCAUUGUCACCCCCCUGUCCCGCUAUCCUCACCCCUACCCCCAUCACAACCAUCUUCCACAAAAACUACAACAACUUCCAGACCUCCUCACAUGCCGGCUUCCUGUUCACCCUCCGCACAGCCCAACUCCCCUCCGCCCAGUCAUGGCCCACUCUCGACAUCAAGCUCUUCCUGCGUGCGAGCCGCGCUGCCGCCCUGCGCCGCCGCACCGCCCGCGACGGCUACGUGCACAUGGACGGCUUCUGGAAGGACCCGCCCGGCUACGUCGAGCAGGUCGUGUGGCCCAACUACGUGGCCGCGCAUAGGUGGUUGUUUGAGGGGGGGGGAUGUGGAGGGGGGCAGGUUGGAUGGCGGGGUGUUGAGGGGGGGAGGGAAUUUUGGUGCCGGGGGUUGGAGUCGGAGUCGGAGUCUGGGGUCUGUUGGGGGUGA